Molecule: messenger RNA, 1807 nt
Organism: Raphanus sativus (radish)
Lineage: Eukaryota; Viridiplantae; Streptophyta; Magnoliopsida; Brassicales; Brassicaceae
Product: putative F-box/FBD/LRR-repeat protein At1g22000
Exons: 3
Coding region: 22-1494 (490 amino acids)
Molecular function (GO): protein binding
Source: RefSeq, a predicted model, not a curated record
CUUGUUGGCGUCAAAAAGAAGAUGAGUCCUAAUAAUCUGAUUGACCAUGCAAUUGAUGAAAAACCGGAGUUUAAAGCCAAAUAUCUAGUUUCAAAUAAUGCUGAGACAGAAGCAAAGCUAAAGAACUCAGGGAAAAAUGUGCAGGUUGAUGCUGAAGAAGGGAUGAUUGAUCCAUAUUGUCAAAGAAUAUGUGAUUUGCCGGACGAUAUGCUAUUGGAGAUCUUACUCCACGUCCCGACCAAAAAUGCAGUAACCACUGAGAUCUUGUCUAAACGAUGGCGUCAUGUCUGGAAGAUGCUGGACAAACUCGACUUCAAAGACGACCAAGGCAGCGAGAGCUUUGGGCGGUUUAUUGACAAGUCACUGCAACUCCAUGAGGCACCAAAACUAGCAAGUCUUGUUGUCGAACUGGGUCCAACUACGUGUCCUGUUGACGUGGACGUCAAAAAGUGGGUUGACAAGGCAGUUAAACACGGUGUGAGAGAGUUAGAUUUCAAGCUUCUUUGGACGCCAGGAAAGCCCACAAGCCUCUCUGAGAGCCUUUACACAUGCGACACACUCGUGUCUUUAACUCUAUCAGACCAGAUCCUCGUAGACGUUUCUUUCCCAGCUACCAUGCCGUCUCUCUUGAACCUAUCUCUUUUGUACGUGGAGUACAAAGACGAAGACUCUGUUGCUAGGCUUUUAUCAAGUUGCCCUCUUCUCUUCAAACUGGUGGUUGCACGACUUGAUGAGGACAGCUUAACAAACUUCACCGUGAAAGUGCCUUCAUUGAAAAGAUUAAUUUAUAAGACUAGAUUUCACAAUGAAGAGGAGGUUGAAGAGGAGGAGGAGGAGGAGGAGGAGGAGGAGGAAUAUUACAUAAAGACGUUGGUGAUAGAUUGCCCUGCAUUAACACAAUUAAGAUUAUUUGACAAUAGGGCAGACUAUUGUAGUUUGACAGAGAAUAUGUUUUGCCUUGAUGAGGUAUUCAUCCCAUAUGUUCCUAACCCUGAUGAAAAGUUUCUGACAUGUCUUUCUUCUACCACACGUCUGUACUUGGAUUUCUCCUUAUCAAUGGUUACGUGUAAUACCGCCUUUAAGUUCUCUCGGCUCAUAGAAUUAUACUUUCUCAUACAAGAUCCAGUAGAUUGGAUGGAACCAUUUAUUUGUUUGCUUCAAAACUCUCCUAAACUGAAAGCUCUUUCUAUCGUCACCGCUGGAUGUCGUCCAUUUUCGUGUUACUGGAACCAGCCGAGUACUACUCCCAGAUGCUUAUCGUUUCAGCUAGAGACUUUUAAGUGGAUAGAUUAUGGAGGAAAAGAAGACGAGAAACAACUAGUGACAUACAUUCUGGCUAACUCAAACUGCCUAAAGACGGUGGACAUCCAGCUCAUACCAACUUGCAAUCUUGAAGAGUGUCGAAAGGAGUUAGAAUCUAUUCCUAGGAUUUCACCAUCAUCUCGGCUUCUUUAUUCCCUUGAGAUGCCUGAAGAAUUUAGCUGGACGGUUUAGAAUUAGAUAAUUUUUUGAAUGAUCUUUUUUUCUUUGAAGAAGAAUAUUAAAUUUAUUCACUAAAAAAAAAACUUCUUACAAUAUGUGUAACACGUGAUUUAGCACUUUUGAAAUAUAGAAAUUAGCGAAAAGGAAGAAAACAGAGGACAUCUCUGCAAACCAACUGCAGAGCUUCUUCUGCCAAACCAGGCCGCCAUGGCCUUAUCAAAUCGAUGACCCCCAUCUCCAGUGAGUGACGAUAUUUUUAUUUCAAACCACUUUAUCAUGCUGAAGUCUGAUGCGCUUCACCAUCUCACCUUGUUUUUUUCUUUUA